CUCGAUAGGAAACAGAUCGAGUAUAACUAUAUUCGGAUCAAUCAUUUACAAAGAUUCUGUUUUCUUCUGUUGUUGCUUUGAAAAAGUUUUGUUUACCUAGUAUCAGAUAAACGUCAAUCAUAGUCUUGUAUUUAGUUAUUUAUUAUUAAUAUCGUGUAUUUUUGUGUGAAUAAAAACAUCUAGUCACGGAAAUAGUGCUAAUCAAGAGUGCAUAUGCGAUAUGAUUAUCAAGUGCUAAGUUUUAGAGGAGUGUCUUAGCUUUUUGUAGAAGCAACUUGUAAGGAAUAUAAAAUAUAAUGUAAAAGAUAGCCUAGAAGAAGAGUGCACACAGCAGCCGAGAAGACAAGUGAUCAGUUUAUAAAUAACGUUCUCAACAACUGGAAUUUCAAGAAUUGAAGCCAGAUUAAAAUAGUAUCGAAAGAUUUAAACAGUCAAUUAAAGUUUUAACUCUUUUUCUAGAUAAAGAAAGUGAAAAUGCUUUUACUUCUGCUUUUUUGUUUGAGCUCUGCAUCGCACAUUCGGUCUCAACCCCUGGUUGACCUGGCCUUAGAUUUGGAGACAACAAUUCUCAAUACUCGUAUUCCCGAUACAAAGGCGUUCCAUACGACUUAUGACUUUAUCAUAAUUGGUGCCGGUUCUGGAGGUGCUGUUAUUGCGAACAGACUUAGUGAAAUCAAGAAUGCAACAGUUUUGCUUCUAGAAGCUGGAGAUCAAGAGACUCUUCUAAGUGAUGUUCCUGUGAUGGCAGCUCUUACCCAAAUUACACGCUAUAACUGGGGCUAUAAAUCAGAUCCAGUGGAAAAUGCGUGUAAAGGCUUAAAAGGUGGUGUUUGUAAUUGGCCCAAAGGAAGAGGUCUUGGCGGAACAAGUCUUAUAAAUUACAUGCUCUACACACGUGGUCAUCGCAAGGACUACGACAAUUGGUCGCAGCUGGGAAACACCGGAUGGAGUUAUGAAGAAGUUCUGCCGUACUUCAAGAAAUCCGAAAGAAUCGGUAUUCCCGAGUUACGUGAUUCCGUAUAUCAUGGUCGUGAAGGUACUCUUGAUGUUCAAUAUGCUGGUUACACAUCAAAUUUACUGAGAGCUUUUCUUAAAUCAAGCAACGAACUGGGCUACAACAUAACUGAUCCUAAUGGUGAAAACUUGAUGGGAUUUAGUAGGUCCCAAGCAACGAUUCGAAAUGGACGACGAUGUAGCACUGCAAAAGCUUUUAUAAGACCAGCAGCUGGUCGGCCGAAUUUGCACAUAUCAAUGAGGUCUUGGGUAACAAAAAUUGUAAUUGAUCCAAAGACAAAACAGGCUAUUGGAGUUGAGUUUAUGAAAAAUAAGAAAAAGCAGGUUGUAUAUGUGAGGAAAGAGGUGAUUCUCUCAGCUGGAAGUAUAUCAUCGCCACAACUUUUAAUGCUGUCUGGCGUUGGGCCUGCUGAGCAUUUGGCUGAGUUUGAGAUACCAGUGAUUCAAGAUCUUAAGGUGGGAUACAAUCUACAAGAUCAUGUAACUUUAAAUGGUUUGGUAUUUAUAACCAAUGGAACGGCAUUGAGUGACAAGGCUUUAAUGAAUCCAUCAGAUAUGAUGCAGUAUAUUCUGCAGGGCAAGGGACCCUAUACUAUUCCAGGAGGAGCUGAAGCUUUUGCAUUUGUUCGAACAGAACAUUCGACUUUUGAUAAUGACUAUCCUGAUAUGGAAAUUGUCCUCGGUGCAGGAUCUUUAGGUGGAGAUACUAUGGGUGCCAUGAGAGAUCUACUCGGCAUCACCGACGAGUUCUAUGAAAAAGUUUAUGGAGAUAUUGUGCAUAAGAAAACAUUCGGAAUGGUUCCUGUGUUGCUGCGACCUAAAAGCCGUGGGCGAGUAUCACUUCGAAGUAGAAAUCCUUUCCAUUGGCCUAAAAUGCAGCCUAAUUUCAUGGAACACGAAGAUGAUGUACGAGCUAUGAUCGAUGGAAUAAAGAUGACCUUAAAAAUUGGCCAAACUAAAUCUAUGAGAAAGUUUGGAAGCGAGUUCCACACGAAACCUUUCCUUGGCUGUGAAAAUGAAACUUUUAAUAGUGAAGCCUAUUGGAGAUGUUGCCUUCGAUUAUACGGAACGAGCUUGCAACAUCAAUCGGGAACUUGUAAAAUGGGCCCUGCUUGGGACAAUGAUGCUGUUGUUGACCCUGAACUUAGGGUCAAGAGAAUUCGUGGUUUGCGUGUUGCAGACGCAUCCAUAAUUCCCGUUAUACCAGCUGGCCAUACAAAUGCAAUUGUCAUAAUGAUUGCAGAGAAAGCUGCUGAUAUGAUAAAACAGUCUUGGAACUUAAUUUAGGAAUAACUUGUCGAUAGAGACAAAAUGGCUGUGAUUUGUAUUUACUAAGUCUAGAAAUAAUUCAUAAGAUCAUACAAAUUAAGCUAAUACAAUUUAUUGAUCACAUUUCAUAUUCACUUAAAAAAAUCAUUUUGUAAAUAUGACUGCCUUCAUUUUGAACUAAGGAAAUAAUAAAAACAAAAAUUAAUAAUACACAAGAACUUACUUUUAUAAAAGACUAGGGGGUCUUGGAAUUGAAUAUUUCUCUCCUUUUUGCAAGUGUGAAUAAAAAAGAGAUAUUUAGAAAAGAGGCUGGGAAAUGAUCCACAGCCGAUUGGAUUCAUGGACCUUUGAAAAGCAUAGUAUCAAAAAAUGAAAAAUAUCUAAUUUAGUGCCAUUUUAAUUCUUUGUACUGCCAGUUAUAUUUCUUAAAAAUGUUUCCCGAUUAAAUCAUU
Eupeodes corollae is the source of this 2735-nucleotide messenger RNA. RefSeq names its product glucose dehydrogenase [FAD, quinone]. The transcript is spliced from 5 exons. Lineage: Eukaryota; Metazoa; Arthropoda; Insecta; Diptera; Syrphidae. The coding region runs from base 475 to 2301 and encodes 608 amino acids. Gene Ontology annotation, molecular function: oxidoreductase activity, acting on CH-OH group of donors; flavin adenine dinucleotide binding. The record is from RefSeq and is a predicted model, not a curated record.